GCACGGUCAGUUUUCGGUGGUUUUUGCGCGACAACGCAAAAUUUGAUGGAAUUAUUUCAAUUCGUCCCAGUGUGUGUAUUUUCCGUGUGGAAUGCGUCUCCGCCAGUGACUCUGAUCGUUCACGUGUCCAAUCCGCCAGCCUGAGUGGAAUGAAAGUGAAAAGACCCGCGUACACAUUGGUGUGCAGAGAGGUUGGUGAAAGUAAAUAGGGCAGUGCACUAGAAAAGCCGCAGUGAUCGCCUCAGGGCAUCUCCUGGAGACGCAGUCCCGCAGACGUCUUUCCCAGGCAGGACGGCAUCGUCAGAAGCAAUACUCUCCAAAACCCAGUGAAGCAACUCCUUCUUGUGCGCCAUUCGACCAUCAGUGUUCUAUUUGUCGUCAGAUUGCAAUCACAUGCUGAAGCAGCAUCAAAUGGACUCUUUGCAGAGAAACUCACAUAAAUAAUCGUGUUUAUUGAGAGUACGAUUAAUUUAGCAGUGACAUUUUAGUGGUGUGCAAUAUUUACAUGUAUCGCGAUAACAGCGAAAAAACGAUUCGUUGAGGGGUUUUUAUGUUUCCAAUGUCGAAUAAGAGGUGAGAAAAAUUAACUCUACUUGUAAGUAAUUGUAAAUGUGUGGUGUAUAGUCAUAAAGUGUUGUAAAAAGAAACUGUCCACAAGAGACUUUGACUUUAGUUUCGUGUGAAGAAGAGGAUCAUACUGUUGUGCAAUCAUAUCACAGUGUUAAACAAAAAGAAGUGAAUCGACACUCGAGGAAUUCACACUGCAAGCGAAAUUGUAAAAAGGAGAAAAAAAAAGUGUUGUGUCGGCUGAAAGAAAUAUAUAUAUAUAUAUAUAUAUGUAUAUGGAUAACAUUUUAUGUAUGCUAAUGACAUUAACUGAUUUAGUAUUCAAUUGAAAGUACGGAUCAACAGGGGUGAAGCAGCAUGUAUUGGAAAAAUGCAGAGAGUUCAGCAAAUCCCUAUUUGAAAUUAGGUGAUUACGUUGCAGGCAAAAGAGGAUUGGCCCCGUGUGUUCUCUGCUAAUUAACACACAUACACGAGGAGGAGUGAGAGAUCAGGGGGGCUAAAUUGCAAAGAAAAAGCCAUUGCAGACGGUGAACUACAGCACGUUGGCCCUUGUUGAGCAGUUUGAUUACUCUCGCCUAAUUAAGCCCACACCCCCUCAGAGCGCCCUCGGGAUACGAUCAGCAGGCUGACGGGUAGUUGCUGGCAACUGAAGCGAGAUUGAGGGAGAAUGUACCGCGUAAAUUUAGUCAAUCAAGUACCACCCCCGGGUGCGCCCCAGCAGCUCGUUGGGGUGCUGAGUCAGAUGGACGCGGGCGGGGGUGGCGGCGGGAGCAAUGGGGUCAUGGUGGGCGGCAUGGGUGGCAGCAGCUCAGCCAGCAUGGGUGAGGAUGCGAUUAUGACAGCUGUCAAGGUAGAGCCAGUGCACGAUACCGCCUCCACAAGUUCAACAACCAACGGUCACGUGGUCUACACAACGAAGCGACCUCGCAUGGAAGGUGACGAUUGGUUGUCAUCGCCUAGUCCGGGUAGUGUACCCAGUUCAGCACCACCUCUAAGUCCAUCCCCAGGUUCCCAGAGUCAUAAUAACUAUAAUAAUAUCUCAAAUGGAUAUCCAUCGCCAAUGUCGACGGGCAGCUACGAUCCCUACAGUCCCAAUGGCAAAAUAGGUCGUGAGGAUUUAUCGCCAUCGAGCAGUCUGAAUGGAUACAGCGCCGAUGGCAGCGAGAGCAAGCCGAAGAUUAAGAAGGGACCGGCCACGAGGCAGCAGGAGGAGCUCUGUCUCGUGUGCGGCGAUCGAGCUUCCGGCUAUCACUACAAUGCUCUCACCUGCGAAGGAUGCAAAGGCUUCUUUCGGCGGAGUGUCACCAAAAAUGCCGUGUACUGCUGCAAGUUUGGGCACGAGUGCGAAAUGGAUAUGUACAUGAGGCGAAAGUGCCAGGAGUGCCGACUGAAGAAGUGUCUGGCGGUGGGCAUGAGGCCAGAGUGCGUGGUGCCCGAGACGCAGUGCGCGAUUAAGAGGAAGGAGAAGAAGGCACAGAAGGAGAAGGACAAGCAGCAGGUCCCGCAGCCCGUGAGCACGACGGACACGUACAAGACGGAAAUUCUGCCGCAACUCAUGAAAUGUGAUCCACCUCCCCAUGCGGCGUGUGCCGUGAGGGCACUCCUACCCGAGAAACUCUUGGCUGAGAAUCGGGCACGAGGCAUUCCAUCGUUAACGACGAAUCAAAUGUCAGUCAUAUACAAAUUGAUAUGGUAUCAGGACGGCUAUGAGCAACCAUCCGAGGAGGAUCUCAAGAGGAUAAUGCAUAGUUCACCGACUGACGAUGAAGAUCAACAUGACGUUCACUUCCGACACAUAACAGAAAUCACAAUCCUCACAGUACAACUGAUUGUGGAGUUUGCCAAAGGACUGCCUGCCUUCACGAAAAUCCCCCAGGAGGACCAAAUCACGCUGCUCAAGGCGUGCUCGAGUGAGGUGAUGAUGCUGCGAAUGGCGCGGAGGUACGAUGCAGCGUCAGACUCCAUCCUGUUUGCCAACAAUCGCUCCUACACGCGCGACUCGUACAGGAUGGCCGGCAUGGCGGACACGAUUGAGGAUCUGCUGCACUUCUGCCGGCAGAUGUAUUCCAUGACGGUGGACAAUGUGGAGUACGCCCUCCUCACGGCCAUUGUGAUCUUCUCGGACCGACCGGGACUGGAGCAGGCGGACCUGGUGGAGGCCAUCCAGAGCUACUACAUCGACACGCUGAGGAUCUACAUCAUGAACAGGCACGGCGGCGACGCCAAGUGUUCCAUUCUGUUUGCCAAGCUGCUCUCCAUACUCACGGAGCUGCGCACGCUGGGCAAUCAGAACUCCGAGAUGUGCUUCUCGCUGAAGCUGAAGAACAGGAAAUUGCCACGCUUCCUCGAGGAGAUCUGGGAUGUGCAGGAUGUGCCGCCGGGACUGCACACCAGUACGCCAGGUGGGGUGCACGCAAAUGGUCAGACCACCGGCGGCACAAUUGAGCCGGCAUAGUAAAUGGGCUCCACUCCCGCGAAGAGCGUCCUCGCGAACGUCCCACCUGGCCUCUGUCCCUCCCGCCACACUCACGCGCAUGUCUAGAGAUAUGAGAAGAAUUUUAUUUAUUGUACAUAGAGAAAAAUUUGUGUAAAUGUAUUGAAUUUUUAAUGUUGUUGGCAUUAUGGAACGAUGACAGAGAUUCUCUGGCGGGAUGAACAGAGGCCGAACGGCGUCGCGCGAGUGAAAUGAUUUCUCAUGAUGUUGUUGAUGAAUAGAAUAUUAUCAUGUUGAGUGGAGCCCAAUUGUGUAAAUUUGUUUUCUCUUAUUUUCUCUAAUAUUCAGUCCAGAAAGUAUUGAUUGUUGCGCCAAUUUGGGAGGCACAGUGGGCGAGAAGAGAAGCUGCUGCCUCCGAAAUUGUGCCCAGAGCAUUUGACAUGGAGAGCAAACUCCAGAAGAAUAAGAGGAAAUGAGAGUGGUGAGAGGAAUGCUGGAAAAGAAGGCUCCUUAUCGUUUGGCUGUGACUUGUUAUGUAGGAAAGCUAUAUAAUUCUUAAAAGAGAUGAUGAAAAGUAAUUUUAGACAGAGAGAAUGACCAGAAAAAACCUAUUAGAAUUCUAACUAUAAAGUAUAUGGAGAGCGAUAUUUAAACACUAUAAAUGAAGGAGAAAGCUAAAAUUUUAAGUAAAAUAACUAGUAAUUCACAACACAGAUUUUAUCUCUAAAAAAACAAUGAUGAUGAAAAAUAUGUUUAGGAUAAUCUAUAUAAUUUUUUUCACUUUAAUUUUUGUAUACGUCUUUCUUACGAUUUAUUAUCUUUAAGAGAGAGAAAGGGAAAAUGAGGAAGAAUAACAUAGAGGCAAAUUGGGGGGAGAGCACAUUUGAGAGAGCGACAAAAAAGGAUAAAUAUUGACGAAAAAUUGCAUCAAUUUUUAUCAACAUUAUUCUUUUACGCAUCAACUGUCUGAAGUGAGCUGCAGCUGAUAAGAGUGUACUAAAGAAAGCGAGAAGAUAAAUUCACAGUAAAACAAUAGAAGAAUGACAACACAGUUGAGCCAUGCCAACUCGCGUCAUAGUGAAACAACAGCAACUCAAAACAGCAACAUUUUACAAAUAAUACAAGUAAAAAAGAGUACGAAGAAUUUGGAACGAGGUGCCUUUUGACAAAAAAUAUAUUAAUUACAAAAAAAGAAGCUAAAAGUACGCAAGAAUUUGGGGUGGAGAGAAAUUUGCUGAGUGCGAGAGAAAUUUAUUUAAAGGGGAAGAAAAUCCAUAUGAGAGUGAAAAAUCUACAUAUGUUGGAGGAGAAAAAAUUCUAUAAUGACUGAAGGGAUUGGUGCAAGAAUAAAUUCAAUAAAUUAUUUCAGACACUAUUUAAUGCUGUAAAGGGAUCCCAAGAGGUGAAAAAACACAGAGAAAAGUCUCUAUGAGGAAGAUAAUUAAGAGAAAAAAUAGUGUAGAGAAAGUGAAAAAGGCUGAUUGUUUGAUAUUUUAUAGAUGAAAAAAAAACCACAAGGAAAAUUUUGAUAUGCGACAAAAGAGAAAAAAGAUACUUUUAACACAGAUUGAAAAAAAAUUCGAAAAAGCACGGCACAUGAAAUCAUUUGGUAUAGAAAAUUUAGAAUUUGGUUGUGUUAAGAAUGCAAAGUAUUUUGUGGUAAUUUUUAUUUUUCCCUUUUCUUUUUUUCCCCUCUCUUUGAAUUAAUCGUGACUCUAGCUGAAUUGUGUAGGAAAAAGAUAAAAUAUUCUUUAAAUUUUCUCUUUGCACGUGUGAGAGAAAUUCGCGAGGGACACGGAAACAAAAAAGUUGAAACACUUUGGAACUGAAUUGAGAAAACCGUCCGUUUUAGGAGAAAUUUUCUUUUAUUUUAUGUAUACAAUUUUAUUUUUACCUUGAUCAUUUAUUUUUGUGGCAAUCUUGGAGAUGGUAAUUUUCACAGAACGCGCCAGUAAAGAGAAUUGAUGCGUGUAUAAGAAGAGCAUGAGCGUCGAGAUACGUCUGAAAUUCACCUUUCUAUUAAGUCUAUACGAGAGAUAAGAUCAUUAAAUAGUGAGAUACGUAAAUUAUAUUAGAGAAAAAAGUGAAAACAGUGUUAAAAGUUUCAAAAAUAUAUACAUAGAGGUCGUAUAUUUAAUAUUACGGAAGCAAAUUGAUAUGGCAGAGACAAAGAAAGGAAAAUUAAACAGAAAAAAUCAAAGAGAGUAAAUAUUGUUGGGGGAAAUAGUGUAAAAAAAGAUUUCUAGUGAGAUGAGUUUAGUCGCAAAGUCCAUAGAUUUUGCGACUUUUACCCAAGUCUACGGUGAAGGAAGAUGAUUCAAUGCAAGAGUUUCAAUGGAUAUUAAAUGAAAUUAUGGGGAGACAAAUUACAUGUUUGGCUAAAUAGAAAAUGGCAAGAUAAAAUGUACAUAAAUUAAUAUUGAAAUUCAGAUGAGACAAGAGGCAUUGCGUAAAUAACUUAAAAAGUCACAAGUGAAGAAUUAAUUAACACAAAAAUAUGAAUAAUUAUGUAUAAACAUAGAAAAUAUAUAAUUAACAUAUUCUAAUAGCCAUUCACAGAAAUCAAGAUCUAAUAUUUAUAGUCUUACCAUAUUUUAAAAGAAGAUUUAAUAACGGAAGGAUGUGAGAUGAGCACGCGAUAGAAUAUAGCGUGUCCCGUCGAUCCUUAUGGCGCAUUUCCAUGUGAGGUCUCUGCAGAAGUUCCAUCUGCAAUUUAAAGUCUGUCGAAGCUGUCUUUUAAUGUGUAUAAAAAAAACCCUGUAAAAUCCGUGUUUUGAAGUGAAAUUUCAGUUGCAAUUUUGAUGGUGAACCUUUAACAAGAACAGACAAACAGCAUGCAAAUAAUAGAGUUUAGACUAAAAAAGAAAUUUCCAGUAAAAUAGUUGAAUAAAUGCCACCAUGCCUUAAGGGGUACCUGUUGCGAAGAUAAACCAUUGUUGACAAAAAGCAUAUACGAGAAAAACACAAAAACAGACAUGAAACACACUCAGAUGAAAAUCAAGAUAAAAAGCCAUCAAGUACCUCACUCUCUUGAUAAAAAAAAAGUCUAAAUAAACACUAAAAUAGAUAAAGUAGUAGCAAAGUAGAGUUCAUCUGUAACUUCAAUGCCGAGAGCGGAGGUGGUUUUGGGGUGUUAAGAUCAUUUCACCUUUAUCCAAGAGGUCAUGAAGCUAAAAUUGUGACAAUUUUCAAAUCUAGAGAAUCUGUGAUUAAUGGAAAAAUGGCCAGUAGAGCGAAAUAAUCUAUGAAAAAUAAAAAGCAAUUCUUUGCCUAUUUGGAGAUAAAAUCUCAUUCUUAAUGGAAUCCCUUAAGCAGUAGAAUCAUCAAAUCACACUUAAAAUGUUCUCUUGGUGCAGAAGGAAAUGUUCUUGAACCCCAUUUCUGCAACACUAAUAUUAAUCUCGCUCAUUUGAUAUUCUCCUGAAAUUUCCCCCAGAAUUGUGAAAAUUUCAAUGUAUUGAAUUUCUUUGAACGAUUGCGAGUGAAUAAUUUCACUACACUGCCAUCUUAUAUACUCUUUUUGAAGCGACGAAGUCCGUCGAGAUAUUAGGAAAAAAAAGCAUAAAGAUGAUAAUGACAAGGAAACAUACCCAGAACGUGGAUUGAAAAUCGUGUAAAAUUACUUUUACCAGCUGUUAAUUGCAAAUGGGGAAAAAGAUAAGAGGCAAAAAAGUGAGUGUCAUAAAAGAUUUAAAACUCUAUGUGAGAAAAGAAAAAAAACACAUUUCAGUGUAAAAUUUUACUACAAAGUGCAUAAAGUAAUUUAUUGAGACGAGAAGAACUAAUAAUGAUAUAUUAUGCAUAAUAGUUGUGUCACAUAAGAGCAUUUUGAAGAUAAAAAAAAAUUUCUUACUAUACAUAAGAGAUAGCAAAUGAAUUAAACAAAAAAGCGUUUAAUGUCGUGUCAGUUUUUUCAUAAUAACAUCAAAUAGCAACUCUCUCUCUCUUUAUUCCCGAGCACACACACAUUUAGGAGGAAAAAUUAAUGACAUAUUUAAGCAAGAGAAGACAUAGAGAAAUUACUAAGCUUUUUCGCUUUCAAUAGCUAAUGGAAAACAUUUUAGUGGAUAGAUUUAAAGAAAAGUGUUAGAGAGAGGAACAAUUUCCCUCUCUAAACGAUAUCGCACAAAUUCGUCAAUAUAGAAGGAAAAGAGAAUAUGAAGAUAUUUCGACAUAAUUCAAUACUGUCACCUUUCUUAAACCAUUAAGCAUGUGAGCAAGCAUGUGAAUAUGUGGAGAAAAUCGUUGAUUUCUUUUAUGAAUUGAGAAAAAAUAAUAAUACAAUGACACUGCCAUGAUUUACUAAAAGUGGAAAACGAAGUCUUUCUUCAAAUUGCACCGCAUAAAUUUAGAAUUUUUCAUAGUAGAAGCAUAAUAAUGACUAAAAAUGCGAUAGAGACUUAUUAAAACUGAAUGUUGUAAUUAUUACAAGAGUAAGAAAUCGAAAUUAAAUUGCAUGCAUUUUUCAAAAUUUAGCAUAAACAUUGAAAUAUAUUACUGCCACAAUUUUUUAGCUUUGGGACUAAAUGGUUAAAGUAAAAUAAAAACAGAAGAGCAGAAGUGAACAGGAAAAAAAGACGGAAGAGCUAGAAAAACCGUGAAGAGCGGCAGAAAAACUGAUACGACUUUUGAUGAAAUGGAUAAAAAAUUUGAUGAUGUAAAAGUAAAGAUUACAUAAAUUGAUGUUUGUUCCAUUUGACAUGGGGUGAGAUCUUGAGAUGAGAAAUCGUAGCAAUUCUUUAGAGAAAUAUUGAGUGAAAAAUUUACAUUUUAAACCAGUAGAUUUUAUUGAUGAGAUAAAAAAGAGAGAUGGAAAAAGGUGGUUUUUUAAUGAGCACCGUUGAAUAAAACUUUUAUGAGAAGUUUGGUGAUUUGAUUUAUCACAAUAAUACCACGAUAUUCAUUUAUUAUACGCAAAAUUUUUUACAUGAAAAUGAAAAAAAACGAUCAAAAGCGAUAGAAAUUCGAAAUUAUAUUAAAAUUAGACGAAAGAGAAAAAUUAAAAGACUUAACCCGAUCGGGUCCAAAUUGGCUUUUCUUUCAUGGUCAAAUUUGAAUAAAAAAUAAAAAUCUUCUAAAGUGAAACCACUAAUUGAAUAUUACGCGAAAAAAGUCGAAAAUAAUUUCCUUUUCCUACAUGAAAAAUAACGGCGAAAUUGAUUAAAAAUUUAUUAUGAGAGAAAGAAUAUUAGAAGAAAGACGUUAACGACUGAUCACGGUGCUCUUUUUUCACGUCAUGGAUUGACAUAAGAAAAAAUUAUUAAAAAAAAAUGAAGAAAUGAACGAGAUAAAAUUUUCACCACAUUAUAAAAGAAAAAUUAAGGCUUAUAAUUGUAAUUAUGGAAAAAUUGUCUCGCAAGGCAUUAUUUCAAAUUUGAAAGUGACGCAUUGGAAAUGGCAAUUUUCUCCCGGAACAUUUUUUGGCAUGUGCAACAUGGAAAGUCGUGAUCUUAAACUGCCGCAAUUAUGAUGUUGUUAUUUACCACAAUAAAUUGUUGAUACUUCGUAGACACGAGAUAUUUGUAGUGUUAAAUUCAACUGCCACUAAUUUGAUGUUUUCAUUUUGCAAAACAUUUACGAAAGAACUGCCGAAAUUUCUCUGAGCAGCGCAAUUAAGAUGGCUGAAACUGUGCGGGAAAAUUGCAAUUUUCAUUGUAAUAAAUUUAAUCAAAAAAUAAUUUUUGCUAAACGAGAAGUAAAGAUAAAAUAAUUUAGAGAUCGUAAGAGUGUUUUGUAGUGAAAUGAUUGAAAAAUUGCAUAACAAUAAUUGCACGCAACUUAGUUGUGCAAAAUGUGAGUUUCGUGCAAUCUGUUUGCAAUUGUUCGAAGCAAUCUGACAAAACAUUCUUGCAAAAUUAGAUUAGCUUGUUUCUAAAUGUGAAUUUUAUCGACAUUUUCCAUCAUACCAUAAUUAAAAUUGAAGAUCUUCAGCCACAACUAUUGAGAGGAGAGGAUGAGAAAGUGUCUGAAAACAACGAUAGGCUCAGCAGAGAGAUUUUAUGAUUAAAUGAAGACAUGAUUUUCUUAUCUUCUUUCAGCAAUCACCGUAAAAAUCCACAGAAUCAUAGUAGAAAUAGUGAUAGAUAUGAUGAAAGGUCUCCGCAGAGAGGACAGUAGAAGAUAAGGAAAAUGGAAAGAUUUUUUUCUUCGUUAUUUCUUAUAGAAAAAACCGAGUAUGAAGGAAGAAAAGAAUUAUUUUAAGGGGUCUAAAUACUUCAUUCUGAGAGGUCAGAUAAACUAUCAAUGAAGAGGAGAAGAAAAUAGAGAAAAGAACAUAUUUUUUAUACAGAAGAAAAAAUGAUGCAAAUGAGAAGGUAAUUUAAAUGUCAGCAUACCUAAUCUAUAAGUUUUGUAACAAACCCAUGUAAAAAGCAAAAACCUCGAUAAGUUGCAGUAUAUCGCUAUUUUUUCUAUUGAAACUAAUUCUUUUCAAAUUACUUUGUCAGUAGCCACUAAAACCUCUUAACCGUAUAGUGAGGAUACGAUGUGUAGAUUUAAUUAACUUUAGCUGUUUUUUAUUUGUUGUUAUAUCCCUUUUUUUUACAACUUACUCUAGUGCUAUUUAAAUGCAGAAAUAGAAGAGUUAUUUAAAAAAAACCGAAAGCAACCGACACUUAUAUAAAUAAUGAAUGAGUGCAAGGAGAUAGCAAACAAUUCCUCAGUUAAAUUCUCACCGAAUGAGAGAAGAAGUGCGUGAAGUUGAAUGAUGAUGGCUAAAGGAAGAGAGCAUUGAAACCAAUUCAUUUGUGACUAUUCAUCUAACACGAUAAUUUAAUAAAUUAACAGAGAUCAUAAUAGAAGAGAAUCACAGAAAAUAAAAAUAUUACACACAGUUUUAGGUAAGAAAAGUGAAAUAUAAAAAAGCUGAAAAAAUAUGAGAAGAAAAAUGUUGUAGUGUGGUAGUUGAGAGAUUGAUUCAGAGUAUGAGAAGAGAGAGAAAAAAUAUAGAGAAUAAUAAUAAUAUAUUAUAAAAAGAAAUAGAUGAAAAUACAUAUUAAAGAUGAAAAAAAGUAAUAGAAUAAUGUACGAUAACACAACACAAAAAUGGAAGAAUUAAGUGAAUAUUGUAAUGAAGAUAUAAUAUAGAAAAGAUGAAAAGUAUAUAAAUUAAAGAUGAGAUAAUAUGAAAGGAAAGUAAUUAACAGAUGAAUUAAAAUAGAAAUUAUAUAUUGGAGUGUGCAAUAUGUACAAAUUUUACUUUUUUAUAAAUAUUGUAUAAUAGACAUGGAAAAUAUAUUAUCAAUUAUUAUUACUGAUGAUGAUAAGCAGAUGAUGAUGAAAUAUAUAAGAAAAAAAGAUUUUAAACCUUAA
Messenger RNA from Phlebotomus argentipes, 10312 nucleotides. RefSeq names its product ecdysone receptor. The record is from RefSeq and is a predicted model, not a curated record. The transcript is spliced from 9 exons. Gene Ontology annotation, cellular component: nucleus. Gene Ontology annotation, molecular function: nuclear receptor activity; ecdysone binding; zinc ion binding. Gene Ontology annotation, biological process: ecdysone receptor signaling pathway; cell differentiation; positive regulation of transcription by RNA polymerase II. NCBI's taxonomy places the organism in Eukaryota, Metazoa, Arthropoda, Insecta, Diptera, Psychodidae. Bases 1235 to 3022 code for a protein of 595 amino acids.